Messenger RNA from Haliotis rubra (blacklip abalone), 2449 nucleotides. Its product is annotated as BTB/POZ domain-containing protein KCTD7-like. Gene Ontology annotation, biological process: protein homooligomerization. Lineage: Eukaryota; Metazoa; Mollusca; Gastropoda; Lepetellida; Haliotidae. The record is from RefSeq and is a predicted model, not a curated record. The coding region runs from base 117 to 770 and encodes 217 amino acids. The transcript is spliced from 2 exons. Gene Ontology annotation, molecular function: protein binding.
UGUUAUUUACCCGUGCAUAGAGGAAGUGUCUGUUACAGCAUAUAGACUAGUGCGUGUUGAUAACGAUAUCUGAAAGCUAGGGCAACAAAGCACACACGUCCAUUAACAGCAAUAACAUGGAGUUUCCUGAAGUCAUAGAUCUAAAUGUGGGUGGCCGACAUCUGACUACGUCCCUUUCCACACUCCGCAAGUACCCGGAUUCUAUGCUGGCGGCCAUGUUUAGUGGAAGAUUCCCAGUAACCAAGGACAACGAUGGUCGGUUCUUCAUCGAUGUGGAUGGAGAUGUGUUCCUUCACAUCCUUAACUUCCUGAGGUUCAAGACACUUCCGCCGCCAGAAGCUGCACUCGCAGUACAGAACUACGCGGAAUAUUUCGGAUUGAGGGAGUUAUGCAACAGGCAACAAGAAUGGGGGCCAGUGUUUGUGAAAACAUUAAAGGACAAAUGGAAAGGCAAAAUAAAUGGUUACGAAGCUUGUCUUCGACAAGUUCGAGAUGGAUUGCUGACCUGUAACUUUGACAAUGGCUAUUUCUACAUCCUGUUUUCUGAUCUUUCUAAGCAUAUGUUCUCCAGGUGUAACGUCCCAGGUAUAUCUGAUGGGCAUCUUGUUAUCAGCGUUACGUUCUAUUCCUCCAAAACCUUGAGAAGCACUCUCAUUAGAUUCCUCAAUGAUGACCUGAGACGUAUCAAUGUCUUUCCUGAUGGAGACGAAGUCUACAGACCGGAAUCUGCCUGUGAGUGCAGAGUAGCAUUCAGGUUUAUUCUGAGAUGAUGAGGGACGAUGUGGACCUUCCUGAUACAUGCCUACCAUUCCAGAGACUCCAUGUACAUGAACACAGUAACACGAUGUAAAGCUCAGUAUUGUUUCUUAAUGGUGACGACAUGCCGUGAUCAUGUUAAAACAGAAAUGUGAAAACCGUUUCCACUUUCGUAAGAAACAUUCAGCAAUAUUACCAAACCAAACUCAGUCACUCACUGUUGAAUGGAAACAAACCCUGCAGUCGGUUGUGUGAUUCGACAUCAAGUCAAUGAUGCCUAAAUGUGGUUUGACACAGCUAUGAGCAAUCUUCCGGCCAGAUCAGGGCGUUGUAUGCAAAUUAAAGCACUGGCCAUACGCAUCUACCCCAUGAUUAAAGUUUUGUGGAAGAUGUUACGUUCUUGUUCUUGUCAUGAUUCUGACAUAGGAGUUCAUUGACAAACCUGAACACGCGUAUCCAGAUGCAAAAUCAUAGAGAAAUUAUGUAUCAACAAGAACAUGGUUUAGGGUCUGGACAUAACCCAAAUCUGUUGAAUCCGGAAAUAGAUGAUUUCUUCAUUGUCGAAAUGUACCGAGUCGUUUCUUCAAUGUAACUUUGUCACAAUCCUCGCUCCACUUCACCUCAUCUUCAAAACAUUUAAAAUGAAUACGACUAUGAUGUGCAAUCACCAGUUACUGCAUUCCGAAGAAGGGUGGGCUUCGGCAAAUGAUACUGCCUUGAAAUAUGGUUUUACGCUUAUUACAGCUGGAGUUAAUAUAUCACAUCCUUUGCAUGAUUCUGUCACUAAAACAGCCCACAACAAUCAAGCUGCGUGGACGUGCUGACGUCAUUCAUACGAUCUGUGGCUGGAGACGUCAGACACACAUUGUGCGCUCAAACAGAAUACAAACCCUAUUUACUGCAAUCUGUGUCGGUACAAAUCUCCCCAAGCCCAUCGCAAUAUCAGACCUGCUGUUAAGACGAAUCACAAGCUAACUGAAAUCAAAUCAAACGUUUUCGUAAAGAGAGAAAGAUGCAGCUUUGUGGAUAACAACUUGUGUAUUGCAUCACAACAAGUACUUGUUAUUGUUAAACUGGUCCUUGUCCAAAUAUAUCAUGCAUCUAUACCUCUCAUCACUUUGUUGCAGUCACUUCAGCUUGUUAACGAUGUCAGACAAUGUACAAGUAUUUAUACCAUCGCCGUACUAAUGACAUUGGAAGCAUCUAAGAGGAUUUGGAACAUAGGUAUCAACAAUAACAUGCCUUUAUCGAUUUGGGGACAGUUGGAGAUGAAAAGGAAAAGCGAUUAGUGUUGUUUGAAGGGUUUCUUUGUUUUUACGGGUUGUGAUUCGUUAAAUGUAAGUCAGGCCUUGGUAUUUCACCUCUGAGACAAUUUUCUAUCAUGUCAGCAAACAAUCGAUUCUUUAACUACUGUUCAGCUUUCUGUCCGCAGUGACUGAUUCUUGAGUGCCAACACAUGAUUCAGUUGUCGUCAGAUUUGUCUGUUGCCUUUGUUUUGUUUGUUUUAAACAUAUUUUAUUCAUGAGAAAAGGAUUGGGUACAAGUUAUACAACUUAGAACACCCUCUAUUACAUAGUAUUUUUUACAUUCAUUCUACCAGAUGGACAGAAAAGAACAGAAAGAUGGGAAAGAGAGAAACAAUUGCAACAAUUAAGAAAAUCGGUUUGAUUGACAAAUAUAUGUUUGAACAAUU